AUGGCAGAUCGUGAGCAUGAGGUUGAUGACGCGAAUGAAGCGCUUGACCCGGAGCUUCUCUACUCCAAGGAAUACUGCAUUGGUGGUGGCAGUUUUGGCAAAGUUUACAAAGGAGUUGAUAAACGAACGGGCCAAGCUGUAGCGAUCAAGGUUAUUGACAUUGAGAGUGCUGAAGACGAGGUCGAGGAUAUUAUCCAAGAAAUCGCCAUUUUGUCCGAGCUACAAUCACCAUAUGUCACCAAGUACUAUGGAUCCUAUGCGAAAGGUGCCGAGCUAUGGAUCGUAAUGGAGUUUUGUUCGGGAGGAAGCUGUGCCGACUUGAUGAAGCCGGGACUGAUUGGAGAGGACUACAUCGCCAUCAUUGUGCGUGAGUUGCUCUUGGGUUUGGAUUAUCUCCACACAGACAAGAAGCUACAUCGAGAUGUCAAAGCUGCCAAUGUGCUUCUCAGCAGUAAUGGCCAAGUCAAGCUCGCCGAUUUUGGUGUGUCAGGUCAGCUUUCUGCUACCAUGACCAAGAAAAAUACAUUUGUCGGAACACCUUUUUGGAUGGCCCCAGAGGUCAUUAAGCAAUCUGGGUAUGAUCACAAGGCCGAUAUUUGGUCUCUUGGUAUUACAGCUCUCGAAUUGGCCAAUGGAGAGCCUCCUUAUGCCGAUAUCCAUCCUAUGAAAGUUCUCUUUCUUAUUCCAAAGAACCCUCCACCACGAUUAGAAGGCAAUUUCACCAAGGCAUUCAAAGAUUUCAUUGAGUUAUGUCUUCAGCGAGAUCCUAAAGACCGACCAACAGCCAAGGAUAUGCUGCGGCACCCGUUUAUUAGACGGGCAAAGCGGACAACUUACCUGACUGAGCUUAUUGAGAGGCAUCAACGCUGGGCAGCUACUCAUAAGGGAGAGGAUGAUGACAACUGGGACUCAGCUAACAGUGGUAGAGCUCCCGCGGAACGGGAGCGAGUCGAUGAAGAUAUGUGGGAUUUCGGCACGGUGAGACUUGUUGGUGAGCGGGGCGGCAUUGUCAAUCGACCAGGUCUCAACCAACUGGAUGAGAACGCAACAAACGCACGCGCUUCUAGACCACUAGAGAGCGAGGAAGACUAUGGCGAGCAACGACGAGACGCAAGCCCUACCAAGUCAAGGGACUUCGCCCUUCAACCCCUUGAGACCGUCAAGGCCAACCCAGGCUCAAGGCAGGCUAGCCCCCAACGAAAGGCUGUUCCUCAAUCUCAAUACCAGCAACCACUCCCAUCACCUACGAGGGCACUACCCCAGACUCCCCUGAAGCUCCCUCCUCCAAGGGAUAACGCCGAGACUCCUCGCCCAUUGAGAAUAAACCCCCCUGCAAUAAUACAGGAGUCUCCAGAUUAUGACCGGGAGCUACAAAGCCAACUACAGCGCGAUAUUGGCAUGCUAAAUCUGGAUUAUGAGCCACAGACUGAGAGGAAAGCCAGUCCGCAGAUUCAGCAGGUCCAGCCACCACAGUGGACGUUACCACCUGCUCCUCCGGCUCAUCAGCAACGACCAACAACUACCAAGCAGAUGAGUCUACCUGAGAUACCUCCAUAUAGGCCAAACCAAGCUCCUACGCAGCAAAGGGUUCCUUCAUUACAGCACACUUCUGUGCCUCAAGUUCACACGCCCCUUCCAGGAGGUGCUCAGGGCCCUCGACCUCUUCCAUCGAAGGCUCAGUCACCCAGUCCAUCCGAGUUCAACACGCCGUCAGCUUUCCCUACACCUGCGCCAGCUAAUCCUAACGGUGAAUUGGAUGCACUGAACGAUGUCAUAUUCCCAGCCCUGGAGGAGGCGCUUAAGAGGCGACAGAUCAACUUGCAGCAGAUGUAUAAGCCAGGACAGAAUCCAGCUCUACUGACACCCCAACAACAACGCGCCGAGGCUUCUCACGAAAAGUUACGAAAACUGGUUUAUAAGCUGGCACAUGUCUGCAAAGAGAUUGAUCAUUAUGACAAGGCUGAACCUGUUGGCAUGGGCAGGGAGGUUGGCAGUUUUCUCGAGGGGCUUCUGGAGGAGAUCCUGGUGAGAGUCGAGCCUCUGGAUGAGGAUGAGGAAGUACCCGCUUCAUGA
Molecule: messenger RNA, 2073 nt
Organism: Fusarium subglutinans
Lineage: Eukaryota; Fungi; Ascomycota; Sordariomycetes; Hypocreales; Nectriaceae
Product: STE STE20 YSK kinase
Exons: 4
Coding region: 1-2073 (690 amino acids)
Biological process (GO): protein phosphorylation
Molecular function (GO): protein kinase activity; ATP binding
Source: RefSeq, a predicted model, not a curated record